CGCAAAAAACCUACCCCUGCCCUACAUCCUGCCUCAAAGGCAACCAGCAAGUACAAAUCACCAAAAUCAAACGGGCAGAUUCCUGGGGGGGAAGCCCGUGCCAGGGGAAUCCCCGUCAAAACAAGACGGCCGAGUCCCCGCCUCGUGGAGCAGCAGGACCAGCAAGUAGGGGAAGAUCGCGUGAAGGAACGAAGGUAAGAAUAGCACUUGCAAACCAGUUAUUAAUAUAGACAUAUAUAUAUAUAUAUAUAUAUAUGUGUGUGUGCGCGCGCGUGCAUAUGCCCUAUAUAUACACAUAUUUGCUCGGAAAUGACUCCCACAAAUGUCAGUGUGGAUUACGCGCACAGGACCGCAGCCAUGAGUUGCCGGUGGGCUUUCCACCCGAACGCAACAGCCCCAAAAGGGGUUGGGGAAGGGGGUGCAGCACUGUUCCGCACGCCUGUGGGUCGGGAGGAGAUACGGCAGCAGCGCCAGCGUCCUUUAAAGAAAUAGGGAUGCGGAGGCAGCAAAGCGUCCCUUGCAUUUUGAGCCACCCUCCUUUCCUCCUGCCACCCGGAAUCCAGUGGCAGGAAGGAGCUCGCCCCGCGCCCCUUCACACUCACGCACCCAUUGCGGGCAGCCCCCCGCCGCUUUCCCCUCCGCAGAGCAGCAGAGCGGACAGAUUCGCGGUCCAAGAUGGCGGCUCCAGGCGCGCCGAAGAAGCCGGUCCCUCCUCUUCUAUCUCCCCUCCGCCUAGCACCACCCGCGCGCCAACGCGCGCGCGCGGAGGGGGAACGAGCCGCCAAUGGCGAGAAACGGGGCUCGCGGUUCUCCCGCGGCCCACGGAAGGCACGCCCAUAGAGCUAGGCAGCAGCGGAAGAGCGACACGCGGCUGUCAGCGCGCGGGUUGUCUAGGUGACGUUUUGCUCCGCCAGAGGGGAAAAAGCAGAGCGAAACAAGGCACAGGCGCGACGGAACGCGGAGAGUGCGCAUCAUGCGGCAGAGCUCUGGACCGGGCUGUUUGGUGAUCGGAACCACCAUAAUAACCCCUUCCCAGCUACCCAUGAUAAGAGGGAGAUAAAGGCGCUCUCGUGAGAGGGGUGGGAGAAGGAGUCGGUCGGUUUCUAUCGUUGCAGGGAAGCGAUUAAUUGGCUCGCAGUGCUGGAUUUACAUAUAAGCUAAACAAGCUAAAGCUUAGGGCCCCACUCUUGGGGCCCCCAAAAAUAUAAAGGGGAAAAAACUGGAUGUAAAUUUCCAAAAUAUAAGAUUAAAAACAUAUAAAACCUACAUACAGCAACUGUGUUUUGUGUUGUGUAGGCUCUUACGAUGUAAAUAAUGGGCCAUGCCUGCUAGCCUGCUCCCUAAAAUAUCACUGGUUUGCUCAUUUCUAUAUAUAGGGUGCCUACGUUCUGCAUGGACUGGUUGCAUAUAUUCAUAUAGCAUAUAUUCAACACACAAAAAACAGCAACAAUUUGUUGUUGACAAAGGGCAGCUGGACAUAUAAGGCGCCAUUACUUUCAGUAGCUUAGGGCCUCAGCAAACCUAAAUCCGGCCCUGUAAAUAUACACUAGUAAAGAAGGACUAACAGUGCAGUCCUAACCAUGUCUACUCAGAAGCCCUUUUGCGUUCCAUUACACCCCCACCUAAUUAUACUUUUGAGAGCUUCAAAGAGGAAACUAAAUAUAAGCAAGAAAGAGAACUCUGUAGGUCAGUUUUCCGCAACCUGGUACCUUACUAGAUAUUUUUGGGCUGCAACUGUUGCACGACUUUCGGUCCAAAUCAUAUCCAGUAGGUUGCGGAAAACUAAAAGAAGUUUAGUUUAGAAGUUCGCUCUCUUGCUUAUACUUCGUUUCCUUCGUGGAAUUCCGCAGGAACCAGCAUCCUGUCUCCGCAACCAGAUGAUGCCUACGGGAAGUCCGCGCAGUAGGAUGGGAGCUGUAGCUCAAAGCAUCUCCACGGCACCUCGUUGGGGAAAGCCAACAUAGACUCUUCUGGGGAGCGUGCGUAAACUGCGCGUGCGCAAGGGUCGGGUUACACAGCGGCUGCCCGUGAAACGAAAGUGUAGGCUUGUUUCCCUUUUUAGUAAGUCUAGGAGUCACGUGAAAGGAUAGAGCCGGGAGAGCGCGCGCGCGCGUCUGGGCGACGUAUGCCGUGGGCUCUUCUCCGCUCGCGCUGGGCUCCUGGCAGCCGCGGUAGGUGUCGAGGUGUUUAUAUCCGCCUCGUGCCAAGGGGGCGCGGCUCCCGCCGGGAAGAGCGCAGAGAUGGAGUUCUCCGGCAAAGCCCGGCAGGGACAGCAGCGGCUUCUGCAAGGGGCCCCGUCCGCUGGCGCCCGCGCCCCGCCGCCUUCUCCCGCCCGCGGUGAGUGAGACCUGGAGGGAUGUCGCUUCACAUUUCGGAGCUGUCUGGCUUGAAAAUGAAUCAUUUGCGUGCGGAGUGUCGAGAGAGACGUGCGAACGCACAUUCACACGUGCGAGUCGCCCGCUAGAUUGAUAUGCACGUGGGAACCGUCUCUGGUCGGAAUAUGGGUCUGGCUUUAUAAACGUCAGGCGCUUUUAUAGUAUGUAGGGCAGCAGGAUCCACCGUGCUCUCGUGCUGCCUGUGAGCAUGAGAGCAGAGCCUCUCUCAUAUAUAUAUGCCUAUGAACUCUCAUGCUCAUAGGUGUGUGUGUGUGUGUAUGUAUAUAUAUAUAUAUAAAAAAAAAAUACGUGGGGUGAGGGGCAAAAGGAGCUUGGUCCUCAAUUUCCGAACUCUCUUCAUUAAUAUAUACUGUACUGUUGUUGUUUUUCCUUUGCCCAUACACAAUAUCUUCAAAGCACACUAAAAACAGUCUUUCCCUUGGUCUGAGUACUUCAGUUUAUUCCUCACAGAGCUACAAUUUUAAGACAUUGGCAGCUCCAAGCCAUCUAGCACUCAAGAACAGUAACUACCAAGGGACUCCCCCAAACUUGGAACUGCCUUCUAGGUAUGAGCUUAGCAAGCAAGCAUUUCUUUCCAACAGAAGAAUAUGCAAUGACCUCAUCAUUUACUCUUAAUACUUUGCUUUAAUGCAGAAAAUGGUCAGGAGCUGUAUGAAUGCCCAAUGUGCCACCUUGUUUGUACUGAUUACCCAAUACUGCAGGAACAUGUUGAAUUACACUUGGAGGAAUGCACCUUUUUAGAAGGUAAGGGGAAGAUUCCAAAAUAGGAAAGACAUAUUUUGUGUAUUGACGAAAGAUGUAAUGUUUCAUUCAGGAGAAGCUGGUAUUAUCCAAAUAAUGCAAGGUAACAUGAAAUCAUAUGACUUGGAGCUUCAUAUAUCAUGUUAGCAUAUCGUAAAAAAGUAGAAAACAAUGCAGUGUAACAACAACAACAACAACACUUUCAGAAUUGGUAGCAAUUUUGUUUUGUAUGUCUCUUUCCUCUAAUGCUAGAGACUGUAUCAGUAGAGACACCUAAAUAGCAUAUAUCUGUGCCCUGGGUGGAUAAAAAACAAUUAAAGAAGACAUUUGAGGAGUCGAUUAAAAAACAAAUCACAUAUUUUUGUUUUUUAACAUAGCACGGUUAAAUCUGAAUACAAGCAUAAGCAACUUCUUAAAAGCCGAAUCAGUGGCCUUCAAUCAAAUGUAAUGAGUUAAGGCUGCCUUAAAAGAAAUAACUGUUUUGGGCACAAGUGAGGUACUUAUCAUGGUUUUGGUACUGGGAACCAAGGAUUGGUUAGUCACCACAGGCACAGAGAUCCAGGCCUUGGCUCUACAAUAGUGUUUGUAUUUCAUUGAGAGGACUACCCCCUAAGCCCAUUUUGGUGGACACUGCAACUUGACCAGUUCCCAAAUUAUCAAUAUUUCCUCUCCCUAAGCAAACAAUAACAAUUUAUCUUUCAUCUUAGGAAAAUAAAUUGCUCUACCAAGGAAUUAACUUACUGGUCCUCGCUUCUCAAAAAUGCUGGGUCCUUAGCUAAACAGACAGGUACAAAUGGGCUGCAAUGAGCAAAAUCUCCGGAGCAUUAGCUACUAUGCAUUUGUGGGCUCAGGAUGGGUGUGGAGCAAGGCAUUACAGAUAUGCUGUGUAGAGGAAAUGAAACAGAAAGCAGCAAGGUUAGACAGACAUAUAUUUUGUUCAUUUACAGCUAAAUAGAGCAUCCAUAUUAAUGUGUUUAACCAAUUUGUAUGUAUCAUAUCUGAACUACAAGUGAGAAGCUGGGUUUAAAUCUGUGAUCUAGGUGACUAGGAAUGGUAUUAAAUAAUACAUUCUGCCUAGGAAUGUAGGUAAUUGAAGUUGCAAUUCUGUACACUCUUUGCUAGACGUCAGCCCAAUAUAAGCACAAUGGGACUUAGCUUCUCAGUAAAUGGACAUAGGAAUGUGCUGCAAAUUUAAAACAUACAGGUUAUUGAUAAAAACCUGGAAUUUUCAGAAAUAUUCAACAUCAUCAAAUAUGGCAGGUCUUCUAUGGGAAACGUAAUGUACAGCAUAACCAAUUGUUAUGUGGCUGUACCUUCGAAAUAUUCAUUAGACUUUUAUUUUAUAUAAUAUUGCAUGACAGUGGAAAGAAACUUGACUGACCUAGAAUUGGCACAGCAUCUCCAGAAUGAGGAAGACAGGCAAAGAAGAGCAGCAACAGCAAAACAAGAAAGAGAAGAUUUCCAAAAGCUACAGGUGUGAUAUCAGUGUUCUAGUUGCAAUGUACUUCGGUAUAGCUUGUAAAUAUAUGGAGUGUUUUGUAAAUGUGUGAUACAUUUAAGUGUUUAUUUUGUGCACAAAGAAUUAAUGUUUAUCGUUACGUGUCUCUUGGUAGCAGUUGGUUGAGCAGAGUGCCUAAUGCCUUUUGGUCAGGAUGCAUUUUAUAAGCUAGGUCAGAGGUUCCCAAACUUUAAAAGGAAAACUGUAGAGACAAGUGUGCAGAGACUUCCAGCAUUCAGAGGUUACAAAUAGAAAUGUGAGUAAUUUCUCUUCUGAGAAUUCAUCACAGAGAAUGACUCUGUAGAUAAUUGGCUGUUUCUUAUUAUCAUGGAAUCUCGUGCCUAGAUUUUUCAAGCUGUACUAUCCUAGUUCAGAAGCAGGACAAAUUGUAAUAUUUAUUCUUAUUUCUUUAGAGAAAUACCAUAAAGAGUGCAUAAAGAGUGUGUAUGUAUGUAUACCAUAAAGUGUGUGUGUGUGUGUGUAGAUAUAUAUAAUUUAUUAAGUUUAUUAGUCACUUGCUCUCUAAAAGGUCCCCAAUGACAUUGAAAAAUACAUACAUAAAUACAUCAUACCAUUGAAAAAGGGUAUUCUGGUUAUAGUUACUACAAAGGUUCCGCUUAACUCUUAAAUGGGCAGCUUCGUGUUCUGAAUCAACUUCCAUGGUUCUCUUGCAUUCUCUCCUCUGUGCAAGGUUGAAGCAGGAUUGCAUGCGCUAACAAUUCUUCUUUCUCCAGGAACUGCUAAGACUUCUUAUUGCUUAAAGGCUUAAAAGUAUAAUAUAUCCUUAACAGAGGCAAUACGGCUUGGAUGGCUCCGGAGGAUAUAAGCAGCAGUCACUAAAAAAUAUGGAAAAGGAAGUGGCUUUUGGGAGAAUGACCCCAUCUGACUAUCAUAGGAGAAAAGCUGACAUGAUGGAAUCUCUGGCUUUUGGUAUUGAUGAUGGAAAGACAAAGACUUUGGGUGAGUAAUUAAAAAUGUGUGAGUUUCUUCAAAGGUCUGACUGAGCCAUUGUUCAAUAAGUGUGCUGCAGAUUGCAAAAUAAUUUUUUUCUGCCUGCAGAGAAAUAAGAGUAUGGACCUUUAGACAGGAGCUAAGAAUGGCAAUUCCUACAAUCCAUAUUAAAGAUAAUGGCUCUCAUGUAGAUUUAAAAUCAUGAUUCAAAAAUAGGUUAUAAAUUGUCUAAAUGUUUUAUCUAAAUACCAUGACAAAUUUCAAAGUAGAGAACCGGCAGUCAUCAUGGUUUUUGCCAACCUUCGCAAAUAGUAACAGGAAAUAUACUGCAGUUCUCUGGUGUAUAUAGUAGGCUUGCUAUCUAGCUAAGGGUGAAUGAUUUCAUAAAACUUUCUCAGUAAUUAUGACCAAAUGCUGUCUUGUUUCUGCUUGGUUCGCAGUAUCUUAAUAUAUUACACCUAGUCUCCUGUAAUGAUUUGACACCUUCAUUAAGGAAACAUUCUGCUUAAAUAAAGCUGUACAGUGGUGGUGACUGGCUGUUUGCCUUGUCAGCCCUUCAAACUUGCAACUUCCUUAUCUGACGGCACAGUCGUGAUCACAGGUUUCACAUAUUAUAUCUUUACUCUUGGCUUCAGGCAGUUCUUCCUGCGUGACUACUUUGCCACUCUUGUGGUUUUUGCCAGAUUUUUCACCUUUUAACCAUUGGUUUAGCUUCAAAAUUGAGAUAAUCAUUAAAUUCACUCAUGCUGUGUGUCACUUACUUUGCACUCUUAGUUGCAUGUGCCUUAGUCUCUCUCCAGUCACCAUAAGGCCUUGGACAACUUGCCUAACACAGGAUAGUAAAUCUAUAGCUGAGGAACAGGCUUGGAGCCAUGUCUUCUGUCAGCAUGUUAAACUAUUCACUACUUGUUCCCUGCUCUUUGUACAGUUAUGUAGAAUUCGGCAGUCAUUAUUAUUACUUUUUUCAUACUGGUUGCAUCUUGCAAAUUGUGUGACUGUUGUUGAUGUAUCAUCAGUAAAUAGACUUGCAUAAACUUAAGUCUCUUUCUCUCCCUGUCUCCCCUUUUUAAAAUCAGGAAUUACUGAAGUACUGUGCCAGUACUAUCAGAAUGAAUGUAAAGACAUAAAGCGUGUAUGGCUUUCUACAGGAGUAGAUCACUUCCAUUGUUCUUUAGGAGACAGAGGUUGGGGCUGCGGUUAUAGGAACUUCCAAAUGCUUCUUUCUUCCCUCUUGAGGAACAGUACCUAUGAAGAGUGCUUGAAAGGUGGGUAUUUUUGCAUGGAAUUGUGCUGCCAGUGGCACAUUUGCCAGCCUGAGUGCUUGCUAAAAAUGUGUUCCUAUGCUGACGUAUAUUACAAUAUCUGCAUCAUAUAGGUUAAAAAUUGGUGGAUACAAGAACAGUUUUUUCAAUUUUAUAGCUUGAAAAUGAGCCUGCAGAAUAUGAACCUUUCCCUGUCCAGAUCAUAACUUCCUUAGGGCUUUUGUUGUUUAGUCGUGUCCGACUCUUCGUGACCCCAUGGACCAGAGCACGCCAGGCACUCCUGUCUUCCACCGCCUCCUGCAGUUUGGUCAGGCUCAUGUUUGUAGCUUCGAGAACACUGUCCAACUAUCUCGUCCUCUGUCGUCCCCUUCUCCUUGUGCCCUCCAUCUUUCCCAACAUCAGGGUCUUUUCCAGGGAGUCUUCUCUUCUCAUGAGGUGGCCAAAGUAUUGGAGCCUCAACUUCACGAUCUGUCCUUCCAGUGAGCAUUCAGGGCUGAUUUCCUUAAGAAUGGAUAGGUUUGAUCUUCUUGCAGUCCAUGGAACCCUCAAGAGUCUCCUCCAGCACCAUAAUUCAAAAGCAUCAAUUCUUCAGCAAUCAGCCUUCUUGAUGGUCCAGCUCUCACUUCCAUACAUCACGACUGGGAAAACCAUGGCUUUAACUAUACGUCCUUAGGCCUUACUCGGGCUCAAGUCUAGGGGAAGUCCUUCCCACUGAUAUCAUUUUUUGCUGGAAAGCUUUUAUGUCACACAAGAGGAAGUAAUUCCCCAACAGUAAAGGCUGUCCCAUUUCAGGACACUUAGAAAUCUAUUGUAGAAUCAUAGAAUCAUAGAAUCAUAGAGUUGGAAGAGACCACAAGGGCCAUCGAGUCCAACCCCCUGCCAAGCAGGAAACACCAUCAGAGCACUUGACAUGGUUGUCAAGAUUUCUGCUUAAAGACUUCAAAGAAGGAGGAUCACCACACCCUUAUAGUACUCCGACUGUGAAUUUUUACUGUCAGGAAGUGUUCUAAUGUUUAGGUGGAAUCUCUUCUUGUAGUUUGGAUCCAUUUGCCCGUGUCCGCUUCUCUGAGCAGCAGAAAACAACCUUUCUCCUCCUGUGACAUCCUUUUGUUAUAUUUUGAACAUGGCGAAUAUAUCACCCCCUAACCUCCUCUUCUCCAGCAACAUGCCUAGCCCUCUAGCCGUCUCCUCAUAAGGCAUCGUUUCCAGGCCUGACCAUUUGGUUGCCCUCCUGACACAUUCCAGUUUGUCAAUGUCCUUCUUGGAACUGUGUGCCCAGAACUGGACAGUACUCCAGGUGAGGUCUGACCAGAGGAAUACAGGCACUAUUACUUCCCUUUGAUCUAGAUGCUAUAAUUUGGCUGAUGCAGCCCAGAAUUGCAUUUGCUUUAGCUGCCGUCACACUGUUGGCUCACACAAGUUUGUAUCAACCAAGCACCUCGGAUCCCCUACAUGCACGCUCUCGCCAGUGUCCCCAUCUUGUAUUUGUGCUCUCUCAUUUUUUGCCCAAGUGCACAUUUUUACAUUUCUCCCUGUUAAAAUUCAUCUGUUUGUUUUGUUCAGUUCUCUAACUGGGUCAAGGUCGUUUUGAAGUGUGAUCCUGUCCUCUGGGGUAAGCAGCUCCCUCCAAUUUGUGUCAUCUGCAAAUUUGAUCAGGAUGCCCUUGAGUCCAUCAUCCAAGUCAUUGAUAAAGAUGUUGACUAAGACCGGGCCCAAGACAGAACCCUGUGGCACCCCACUAGUCACUCUUCUUUAUUGUAACUUUGGUUUUGCCUUUUCAUAGCUGCAACUUGAAUGUUGUCCCGUUGUUGUUUUAGAUAAUUCAUCAAUUCCAUGCAUUCCAAAAAUUCAGUCAUUGAUUGAAGAUGCUUGGAAAGAAGGCUUUGACCCACAAGGAGCUUCUCACUUCAACAGCAGAUUACAUGGAACUAAGGCAUGGAUAGGAGCAUGUGAAAUUUAUUCACUUUUAACUUCUCUCAGGAUAAAGUAAGUGCUGCCUAUUAAAGGAAGUAAAAAGGUUUUAGUUCUAAGCACAUGACACCAAUUAUGAGAGUGAUUUUAUGUGAAUAUCACAGAAAUUCAAGUUCGAACUGGUCCUAUGUAGAGAUGGCAUUUCCAGGAGAAUAAGAACAUGAAAUACUUAAGGGGAAAAUUGUGUUUGCAAUUGGUCAAUCAGUUGCUUAGGAACUUCCUUCUUGCAUCUUUCCUUGCAACUCUCUUUUUAAAAGAAGAUUGCUACUUCCAAAGUUAUUUCCAUGUAUAAAUGGUGCAAAGUUAUUGCUUGCUACAGCAUGCUUUCAUUUCAAUGGUUUAAGUUUCAUACAAAGAAAAAGUAUAAGUUGUAUAUUUAUUUAUAAAACAUAUAUAUCCCGUUCAUUAGUGUUUCAAAUCAGGGCAAGUAACAAUUAGGUAGUGAUUAACAUUGCAGGAAGGGUUUUUUUUUAAAGUAUCAAGUAAAAGAUCAUUCUCACACUAGGGGGAGCUGUGUACUUGAAGUAAUAUGUGCUACUACAAACUCACAAAUGUGACCAUUGUUCUUACAGCCGAGGCAAAAAAAAUAUAACAGUGGUAGAACUUGGUGACUAAUGCACUAAACAAAAGAUGCUAUCUGACAUUGUAACAGUUUAUAAAGGCUUCAUUUAAACUGCCUUAUAGGUGUCAGGUCAUUGAUUUUCACCAGCCAACAGGCCCUGCAGGAACACAUCCUCGUUUGUUGGAAUGGGUUUUCAACUAUUACUCGGCAGACAAGGAAAACAGUUCAAAGGUUGUGUGUACUCCCAAGCCACCAAUCUACCUUCAGCACCAAGGUCAGCAAAACUUUCCACUUCUCUCUUUUCUAAACGUUAAGCUGUGUUACUCAUGCGUUACUGAUGUCCCCAUGUCCAGUUUUUGUUUUAUGAAUUAUGCUUCCUGGAAGAGCAGUGGAAUGUCUUCUUAACUGUAAUUCUCAAAUAUAAUUGUAUUAUUUAUUUCAUAAAAUUUAUACACUUCUCAGUUCUAAAAACAAAAACAAAAAAACCUCCUCAAAGUAGUUUACAAAAAAGAUUGUAAUUGUAGACCACAAGCUUAACAUGAGUCAACAGUGUGAUGUAGCAGGGGUGGAAAAAAAGCAAAUGCUAUUCUAUGCUGUAUCAACAGAAUUGUAGUGUCCCAGUCAAGGGAAGUCAUAGUAGUUCUCUAUUCUGCCUUGAUCAGACCACACCUGGAAUACUGUGAUCAGUUCUGGAUACCACAAUUUAAGGAGGAUAUUUACAAGCUGGAACGUUUGCAGAGGGUGCCCAAGAUGACCAGGAGUCUAGAAACUAAGCCUUACGAGGAACGGUUGAGGGAGUUAUGUUUAGCCCAGUUAAGGGGAGACUGAAAGGAGAUGUGAUAGCCAUCUUCAAAUAUUUAAAGGGCUGCCACAUGUGGAGGAUGGAACGAGUUUGUUUUCUCCUGCUCUGGAGACUAUAGCCCAUAGGUAGGCAAACUAAGGCCCGGGGGCCGGAUCCGACCCAAUCGCCUCCUAAAUCCGGCCCACGAAUCAGCAUGUUUUUACAUGAGUAGAAUGUGUCCUUUUAUUUAAAAUGCAUCUCUGGGUUAUUUGUGGGGCAAAGGAAUUUGUUCACCCCCCAAAAAAAAAAUAGUCUGGCCCCCCACAAGGUCUGAGGGACAGUGAAAAAGUUUGCUGACCCCUGCUAGCCUAUACCAAUGGAUUCAAAUUACAAGAAAGGAGAUUCCAACUAAACACAAGAAAGAACUUUCUGAUAGUAAAAGCUCCUACGAGAGGUGGUGGACUCUCCUUACUUGGAGAUUUUAGGCAGAGGUUGGAUGGCCAUUUGUCAUGUAUGUUGUAGUUGAGAUUCCUGCAUUGCAGGGGGUUAGACUAGUGGGUUUUGUUUUGUUUUAUUUGGUAUAUUAACGGAUUUGAGGGGAUGGUUUGUGUUAUGAGCUGCUUUGAAAGUCAGAGAGAAAACGGUAGAUUUUAAAAAUAAAACUUACCUGAAAAAACAUUUAUACAAGUAAUUUGUUUUUAUAACAAUUACAAUUAUCUAUGUAAGCAUUAAGUUAUAUAUUGCAAUUCUGUACAGCAGUUUGGGGUUUUGCUUAAGGGGUUCGUAGACCGUGUGUUAGCAGAAAUGUAUACUUGAUGGGUGUGCUUUGGCGUGUUUUUUUUUUAAAAAAAAAAUAAUAGGUCAUAGUCGUACUAUUAUUGGAAUAGAAGAAAGGAAGAACAAAACUGUGUGCCUACUGAUGUUCGAUCCAGGUUGCCCCUCACAAGAGAUGCAAAAACUCUUAAAAGGCAUAGAUGGGAACAGUCUCAGACUGCUUCGAAGAUUUGUGGGCAGCUUAAAACAUAAACAGUAUCAGCUCGUGGCCAUAGACGGUGUACUGUCAGCGGAGGAAAAAGUUGUGAGUAUUACAGAUAAGAGCCCAUCUGAUUUAAUAUCUUGGUGACCUGCUGUGGUGUAAGUAAAAGUGGCGACGCUAACUCUUGUUUGUCUCCAACUUAAGACUCGUAGGCAGGCUUCUCAGCACUUCGUGGCUCAGCGGAUUUCUUGAAAUUAGGAAUCCUGAAGAAUAUCAAGCAAGCUGCAGGAGAGAUUCUGGUGCAUUCACACAGGUUCUUGAAUGAUGUACAUAAACUUUUUAAGGACUUAAAAAUAAACGUUGGGGGGAAAAUGACUUGUUGG
Messenger RNA from Podarcis lilfordi (Lilford's wall lizard), 11521 nucleotides. Lineage: Eukaryota; Metazoa; Chordata; Lepidosauria; Squamata; Lacertidae. The record is from the annotation of a GenBank genome assembly.